AAUUGUUUGAAUGUUUUACUUAAAAACACCUGUAGUGAAAUUGAUGAUGCCCGCCAAGUUUUAAUUCUUAAUACAAAUAAAUGUCAUUUUAGAGAAAAUGACCUAAUUUUCUUAUGGUUUAGUAGGAUAUAUUUGGAAGUUAUGACAAGAAAUAUUUGGAAACAAUUACUAAUAUCCUGUAUAUUGGGGAUAAUUUUAACAAUCUUCCUAUAUAUAUACCAUGGGAGUAGCGUUGUCAGAUUAGGUAAAAGCUAUAAAGAUUAUAAAACAAUUUAGAUUGAGAUUUUGCUUUGUAACUCAUAUAUUAAAGUUUUAGUAUAAAUAUAAACUGUUCUAGUUACGAUCCAUAGCUAAUUAUAUAUUUAAAUAAUUAACAUCCUAUUGGAAAUCAACCAUCCGUAGAGGCUAGGGAAGAGAAAAUAUUUAAUUAUUUACAUGAAAAUAUAGUUUUAUAUAAAAUAUAUAUUCUAGAUUUUGUAGUGAUAUCUUUCAUUUCGCUUUAGUGACUAAUCUUUUAUUAAUAAAUUUUAGUUAAAAGUUUUCGUACAACCAAGAGCCAUACCAUUUCCAGUGAAGAGCAAGAUGUAUAUAAUAAGAUAAAGAUUUUCUGUUUUAUUCCCAUUCAACAACGGAAUUUAUUAACGAAAGGAAGUGCUGUUAAAAGAACAUGGCUAACUAAAUGCGAUGGCUAUAUGUUUUUUGGUGAAAGAGAUGAUCCUAUAUGGCCAAUGGUUAAACUUCCAAUUAGGGAAAGUUUUCAAAAACUACCUGCAAAAACUAUGGCAGCUUUUAAGUAUGUUCACAAGCAUUUCUACGACUCUUAUGAUUAUUUCCUGAAGGCUGACGAUGACACUUACAUUAUCAUUGAGAAUCUACGCUACCUGUUAAUGUCUUAUAAUGACUACAAAGAUCAACCUAUUUAUAUAGGACAUAAAAUGAAGAGACAUGUACAACAAGGCUAUUUAAGUGGAGGUGCCAGCUACGUUUUGAAUAAAGUAGCAUUAAACAAGCUAAUAAAAGAUGGUCUAGCAAAUUCAGGUAAUGUUUUAGAGUGUACGAAGGAAGUAGGGGCUGAAGAUGCUACUUUAGGGCGUUGUCUUGAAAAACUUGGCAUUAAGAUAGCAAAUUCUUUGGAUUGUGAUGAGAAAGAUUCGUUUCAUCCUUUUAACUUACAAACAUAUAUCACGGGAAAUUAUCCAACUUGGUAUAAAACCUUUGCUCCAAAGGAUUUGAAUGUGAAUAACUGCUGUAGUCCUUAUACUGUUAGCUUCCAUUUCGUAGACCCUAGUCAAAUGGAAAUAUACCACUACCUAAUCUAUCAUAUGGAAGUCUACGGCAAACCUUCUGGAAUUCCCCAACGACCAAUGUUUAAGGCGUCUUUUACCUGA
Messenger RNA from Dimorphilus gyrociliatus, 1388 nucleotides. NCBI's taxonomy places the organism in Eukaryota, Metazoa, Annelida, Polychaeta, Dinophilidae. The record is from the annotation of a GenBank genome assembly.